CACAAUCCUGAUUAGUGAUUAAUGGCGUGGACGGGUUUCGGAAAAUUGAGAAAGAAUGACAUGAAUGAUGAUUGUAAGGUGUUUGAUAAAAUUCCUCAUUGGCAUACGGAAUUUUCAAGUGACCGUCAUUGUUGGCAUGCCCACUUUUCUUUAUACCUUAUGAGUCAUAGAAGUGCGAGCUGAUAAGAUUAUGCAUUAUUGCACUUACUCAAGGGAAGACACAAAGACAUAAACAGCUGUAGAACAAUAACACUUUUUAAAACUAAUUAAAUACUCACAAGUUGGAAACUUGCAAGCUCGUAAGCAAAGAAAACCUUCACUGAAGAGUGACUGCAGGAUGAUAGUUCGAAAGUUGUCGCCAUCCAAGCUCAAGAAGCUUUUAAGCCCACUUUGUUUCUCCACCUAUACUUCCACAGACCCCAUAUCUAACUGCCUCCCCAAUAUUCAAACCUUCCAACCCAUUCAUAUCCAAAACCCUGCUAAAACCCUAGUCCCAUCCUUCUCCUUCAGAACCUUCUCUGCACUGUCUUCUCCAGCUUCACUCCUCAGCCGAGAUGGAAAUUACAACGAAGCCACUUCAGAAGCCCUCCCUAUCUGCCCUGGUUGUGGUGUUACCAUUCAAGACUCUGACCCUAAGCAACCUGGUUACUUCAUCAAUCCGUCAACUAAAUCCCCCAAUUAUAAGGCACCCAUUGAUAGAAAUCCUAUAGCUGAUGAGGUAGAUAUCUCGAAUUCCCUUAAGUCAGGACUCUUAAACGAGCUGGUAGAAUCAGAAAAUGAAGAAAAUGUUGAAAAGCUGACUUUGACGCCCCCCAAGAAGCCCGUGGUUUGUGCUAGGUGUCAUAGUUUGAGACACUAUGGGAAGGUGAAAGACCCAAGUGUUGAGAAUUUGUUGCCAGAUUUUGAUUUUGAUCACACAGUUGGGAGGAGGUUGAUGUCAGUAACUGGGGCAAGAACCGUGGUGUUGAUGGUGGUAGAUGCAUCAGAUUUUGAUGGGUCAUUUCCUAGGAUAGUGGCUAAGCUAGUUUCAAAGACAAUUGAAGAAAACUCUCGGGCAUGGAAGGAAGGGAAAUCAGGGAAUGUGCCGAGGAUUGUGCUGGUGGUGACAAAGAUUGAUCUUUUACCUAGCUCAAUAUCACCUACUGGGCUUGAACAUUGGGUUAGAACAAGGGCUAGAGAGGGUGGUGCAAUCAAGUUGACCAGCGUACAUUUGGUGAGUGCAAUCAGGAAUUGGGGUGUGAAGAAUUUGGUCAAUGAUGUGGUAGCGUUGGCUGGGUCAAGAGGGCAUGUAUGGGCAGUAGGUGCACAGAAUGCUGGGAAGAGUACAUUGAUUAAUGCAAUUGGGAAAUGUGCUGGCAGGAAGGUGACUCAUUUGACUGAGGCACCUGUGCCUGGGACUACAUUGGGGAUACUUAGAGUGGAAGGGGUACUCCCAAAGAAUGCCAAAUUGUUUGACACUCCAGGCCUUUUGCACCCUCAUCAGAUCUCAACUAGAUUGACUAGGGAGGAGCAAAAGCUAGUUCAUAUGAGUAAGGAGCUAAAGCCCAGGACAUAUAGGAUCAAGGUAGGAUAUUCAGUUCACAUUGGUGGGCUAAUGAGGCUGGAUGUAGAAGAAUUAUCAGUUGAUUCUAUAUACAUUACAGUCUGGGCAUCUCCUCUGAUUCCACUUCAUAUGGGAAAGACGGAGAAUGCAAGCGAAAUGUUGGAAGAACAUUUCGGCCAUCAGUUACAGCCACCAAUUGGAGGAGAUCGUGUUGCAAAGCUGGGUGAGUGGGUGAAAAAAGAAUUCCGUGUCAGUGGCAAUGUAUGGGAUUCGAGCUCUGUAGAUAUUGCUGCCUCUGGUCUUGGUUGGUUUGCCAUUGGACUUAAAGGAGAGGCUCAAUUAGGAGUGUGGACAUAUGAUGGAGUUGAUGUUGUGGUUCGCAAUGCCUUACUUCCUUACAGAGCGCAUAACUUUGAAGUUGCUGGUUUUUCAGUAUCUGAAAUUGUGUCAAGGGCUGAUCGUUCUAAAAAUAAGCAACACUCUAAUGAGAAGAAGAGAAAGCUGAGUGACACAAUGGCAACAGAAUUUGCUCCAUCAUCAACAGUUGCUGCUGAUACAGCUCCAAACUCCACUUAAGCUUGGGUUGCAGGAUGGUAUUAUACUGGGCCAAAUUUGCAACAAUAGUGGGAGUUGAAUGGAUUUGCUUUCUAAGCUGGAAGGCGCACAGUGCAUGGCCAUCAUCAACUCAACUAUCAGAUCAGAGUUCCAAUACUGCUUUAGCCUUCAGCAGAAGUAAAAUGCAUUUGUUAGUUACUUGAUCAGACAUGGAGCAAUAGGUAAUAAUCUUAUUUGACAAUACAUGUACAAUUUCCUCAACUCGAGUUCUAGUCUUGGUUUUUGAACAGGAUUGAAAAACCAAUUUUGCAACUUUAGGACUCAGUCCAUUACUAGCUUCAAUAUGGUGGCUUUCAAAACUUGUGUUGUUUCAGAGUACUUUAGUAGUUUUUGCCUUUGAAUUGAAGUUUUGUUAGGAUGUUGUAUACAGUUUCAAUAUGAUAUGUUAAGAAGGCAAACCUUAUAAAUGAAAGUUAUUACAGCCAGGUCAAGGUGACCUAUUUAUUCAAACUAA
Messenger RNA from Ipomoea nil (Japanese morning glory), 2612 nucleotides. Its product is annotated as GTP-binding protein BRASSINAZOLE INSENSITIVE PALE GREEN 2, chloroplastic. Gene Ontology annotation, molecular function: GTP binding. Gene Ontology annotation, cellular component: mitochondrion. Bases 338 to 2119 code for a protein of 593 amino acids. The record is from RefSeq and is a predicted model, not a curated record. The transcript has 4 exons. Lineage: Eukaryota; Viridiplantae; Streptophyta; Magnoliopsida; Solanales; Convolvulaceae.